This is a messenger RNA of Heterocephalus glaber (naked mole-rat), 786 nucleotides long. NCBI's taxonomy places the organism in Eukaryota, Metazoa, Chordata, Mammalia, Rodentia, Bathyergidae. The record is from RefSeq and is a predicted model, not a curated record.
CAGUGCUGUGGUUCUUCAGAGGCUGUGCUCUGAGCUCCUAGCAUCAGGGAACAGAACCAUGUGCAGUGGUGUUAGUUGUGACCCCCUGAGUGUGCAGCUAAUACAGUUCACUGAAGCCAUAUUCUUUCUCUUCUCUCUAGCUGAAAGGAUGACAGUUCCCUCAACAUCUACAAGCACCAGUUCAGUUCCAGCUCCUAUCCCUGGUGUUUUCUCCUUACCUGGGAUCCUCUGCAUCAUCCUGGGAACACUCCUCUUCAUGGUUCUCAUCAUACUGGGGAUGCAGCUACAUAGAGGGAGAGCUCAGCUGAAAGCCUCACCCAAUUUUGAAGAUUCUGUUGAGGAGGCCUUGUACCAGGAGAUAGAUUAUCUCCUAAAUCUGGAGGAGGACCCAGUGGACAGAUCAGAAAACCUGUCUGAUGAUUCUGCCAAUAUGCUACCCUAUUACACAGGGGACAGCGAGGAGAGUGGAGACCCGGAAUCUGCCCCAGGACAACAUAUAGAUGCCACAGGAAAUGGUUACGAUGAUGUUGAAGAGUUACCUGCUCCUGAAAUUCCUUUUACUUCUGGGAUGAGUGACAAGAGUGAUUCUCCACAAGAGGAAAGUGGUGCCAGGUGUCUUCAGGGAGGCAUCUCUCUUGACUCUCCUAGAGAAGCUUCCAACACCAGUAUGGAAGAAAAGGGGUCCCCAUUGGUGUUGGGACAAGAAGAUGCUGGGUACGAUGAUAUUGAACUUAGCCCCAUGGAGUGCCAUUUUUGAAGUAAUCAAGCCUGCAGAGAACUUUUCUA